Danio rerio (zebrafish) is the source of this 5709-nucleotide messenger RNA. Lineage: Eukaryota; Metazoa; Chordata; Actinopteri; Cypriniformes; Danionidae. The record is from RefSeq and is a predicted model, not a curated record.
GAAUCUCUUGACUAAAGGUGACUUGAAUGAAUGGAAAACGCUUUUCCAUGGCUGAAACAGAGUAGAGGGAGCAGCCCAGACAAAGCAGCGAGAAACUUUGACGCUGAAAAUCGCCACUCCUGACCCGCCAAACAUGGAUUUAAAGCAGACCGCGGUGGUGCAGUAAAUCCAGCACCUUGCUGAAGGGAUGAAAGCGAUAUUGGAGUGAAUUUAAAGUCCCGCUGCUGCUGAAUGGACUAGCUUAUUUUGGUUCUGUGGGUGGACGAUGACGCUUUACAAUGCAACAGUCCUCAUGUCAGGAGUUGUAUCUGACUGCUGGUGACUGCUCCGCCAGCUGCUUUAGUGUGAACUUCUACCUCAACGCAUUGGACGCAGAGUAAAGGCAAACAUCAUGGUUCCCAACAAGUGGAUUAUGCAUCCAGCUCUUCACAAAUCUCCUCCCAGAAGUUGGCUUGGCAUCCGGCUGCGUCUCCACGAGAAGUCUUCUCAGGAUGAAGAGUGUGUGCUCUGUCAGCAUCCAGACUGUCCAAAGCGCAGACACGCAUCAAAGGUUUGUCAUCACCCCGACUGUCAGGAGCUGAACGGUAAAAGCCCUCUGCACCUGUGCGAGUCAUGUGAUUCUCGCUGUCACCUGGAUGAGUCUGACAGCAUGCACUUUGACAGACAUCCCCGCUUCGACGUACAGCCACAAGGUUCUAUCCUGGCACGAAAUGUGUCGACACGUUCCUGUCCUCCUCGAACGAGCCCUCCUUCAGACCUGGAGGAGGACGAAGAAGCGAGCACUGAACGAGGAGAGCGUAAGGCAGGAGGCUUAAAGCUGAAAGCGAGAGAAGGAAACAAGCCCCGACGUCACCACACUGAUAACCCGAGGAGGGAGUGCUUCAGUCUCAAGUUUGACCUCAACAUUGACAUUGACACAGAGAUUGUCCCCGCAGUCAAGAAGAAGACGUUACGAGAAGUGCUUGGGCCCAUUUUUGAGCGGAAGGGCAUUGAAUUGUUCCGAGUCGAUCUGUUCCUGGAUCAGUCCAACACUCCAUUGUCUCUCGACUUCGAGGCGUUCCGUUUCGGUGGACGUUAUCUCAAAGUGAAAGCUCGACCUGGCGAUGAGCUGAAGGUGGAACAGAGUGUUAAGGAUCUGCGCUCGCUCAGCCUGCCCAACAUCAAGCCGUCAGUAGGGGGCAGCGUCUACAUCCUCACGCCAGCCACUGACAAACCAGAGCACAGUUCCCUGCCCCGCAGAGACAGCGUCGACAUACUGGGUCAGGCCCGUCGGACGAAGGACAUGAAGCAGUUUCUGGGUGAUGCCAGCAUCCCCUCUAUGGACACUCUGGCCCUGCUGGGAGGCUCUCUGCCCACUGCGGCUCCUGGAGGAUCACUGACCGCUGGACCUAACAACUGCAAGAACCGCCCCCCGAACCGCUUCAGUAUCUUCUUUGGCGCCGGAGCUGAAAAGGAGGUGGACCGGGUGCAGCUGCUCAACACUAAGCUGCAGGCCUACAGUCAGUUCGGUCUGCCGAAGCUUCCACCUCAGCUGGCCUUUCACCAGGACUCCUGGGAGGAGGAAGAGGAAGAGCCCAACCUGACCCUGGAGGACAGCUGGAGGACACUUCUGGACGACCCCGAGAGUUUAAGUAGACGUCAGUUCCAACAGCAGGAGGCCAUAUGGGAGUUGAUACAAACUGAGGCUACGUACAUCAAGAAACUCAGGGUUAUCACUGAUCUGUUCCUGUGUGGUCUGCUGAAUCUGCAGGAUAAUAGUCUUCUGGGUGAAGUAGAGCCCACUCGGCUCUUCAGCAACAUCCAGGACAUUGUGCGUCUGCACUGCACGCUGUGGGUUCAGGUCAUGUUUCCGGCGCUGGAGAAAGCGCGAGGAUCCCGGAGCUUGAUCGAGCCCACAGACCUGCAGGAGGGCUUCAGUACGUUUGCAUCCCGGUUUCAGCCGUAUAUCCGGUACUGUAUGGAGGAGGAGAGCUGUAUGGAGUACAUGCGUUCACUGCUCAGAGACAAUGAGCUCUUCAAGAUCUACAUCACGUGGGCAGAAACGAAUAAACAGUGUAACCGUCUGAAGCUAGCGGACAUGCUAGUCAAACCGCACCAGAGACUCACCAAGUACCCCCUGCUCCUGAAGACCAUCCUGAAGAAAACUGAAGAUCAGGCCUCCAGAGAUGCUCUCAACAACAUGGUUGCAUGUGUGGAAGGCUUCAUCAACGGUGUGGACUCUCAGAUGCGCCAGCGGCAGGAGCAGCAGAAACUGGCAGCCACUUCAGCUCGAGUCGAGUCAUACGAGGCCGUGGAGGGAGCCAGUGAGGAGGUGGAGAAGGCUCUAAAGGAGUUCAGCCGAAUUGACCUGACCGCUCCGAUGAUUGGCACGUCGCCGGAAGAGACCCGGCAGCUGCACCUGGAGGGGGCGCUGCGCAUGAAAGAGGGCAAGGACAGCAGGAUGGAUGCUUACUGCUUCCUGUUCACUGAUCUGCUGCUGAUCACUAAACCAGUGAAGCGACUGGAGAAGGUGAAGGUGGUCCGGCAGCCGCUCCUCUUGCAUAAUGUGGUGUGCCGUGAGCUCAAAGACCCAGGCUCAUUUGUCCUCAUCUACCUCAAUGAGUUCAAGAGCGCUGUGGCUGCUUACACUUUCCAGGCCAACAGCGCCGCCCAGGGGAAAAGCUGGACUGAUGCAAUAUGCAAUGUGCAGAAUCAGCUGCAGCGUCUGCGGUCAGAGGAAGCCCGCAGACAGAAAGCUUGUCUGAAGAAAAGACUACUGGACAAUCAGGAGGACGAGGACAGCUGUAACUCCACUAACAGCUCACCUCACCUUAGACACAAAGACCAGAGCAACAGCCAAUCAGACGGCUCCACUGAAACCCUUUCAGUGAUGGAUAUGGAUGAAUCCGGCUUAUCUUUGGAUCCUUCUGUUCUCCACUCUGACCUUGGUGGACAUUCAGACCCCGACUCUGCCAUCCUGCAGCAGAACCCAGAGCUGGAGCCCCAUUUGAACAGUCAGGACGCCUCAGACCUGGACCCUCAGUACCGCUCCAUGUCCAUGGACAGCGCCUAUGGGACGCUCUCGCCCGAAUCCAUGCUGGAGACACAAAACCCAGCAGCUCCUGUACAAGAAGAAGAAAAAGAGGAGGAGGAUAAAGAGUCAACAGAGACGACAGGAGAUGAAGAGGGAGACGAUGAGGAAGAUAAAAUCUCUGUGGGAUCUCAAAACUCAAUCACACUCUCAUUUAAUAAACUCAGACGUCAAGCGCCAGUUCAGCGCCGUCUGCCAUUUUUGGAGAGACUCGUAGGUAAAUCCCGAUCUGAGGACAACCUGCUAUCCACGGUUCACCAGGAUAUUCCAAAGAAGAAAAUAAAAAGUCGGCACACCUGGGAGCAGAGGGUUAAACAUACUGAACCGGCGCUCAGCCGGAGCCUGACGGAGCUUAAAGCGGCCGAAUCAGACGAGUCUCUGCCCACAGAAGAGAGUCACAGACUGACCUGCAGUUUGCCCUCUGCUGUGCUUAUGGACACUUUGAAGCGGGCUAAAAUGGCCCGCGAGACUGGCACUGGUCAGAUUCCCAACAGUAGCGCGUCAGAUGGGGAACUGUCGCCCCCUGCUGGUGUAGAGGGAACCGGGAACCGCCGUCAGAAAACACAGCAGCACAAGAAGCUCACGCUGGCGCAGCUUUAUAAGAUACGAACAACGCUGGUGCUCAACUCCACGCUCACUGCAUCAGAAGUGUAGCGUCCCUCCAGGACAGAUGUUCUGAGUUCUGCGGGACACAAAUGCACUCUUUCCUCUUCUCCGUUCCCUCUUCCAGCCGGACAGAUCCCUUUCCUAAAGCAGAGGACUGCCGACUCUUCAACUCUUGCACUUUGUAAAAUACAAAUAACUUCAAAAGAGGACAUCCAGUUAUCAGAAAACUCGAGGACAACAAAUGAUCAAAGAACAGGUUUAAUCAGAGCCCUUCCUGUGGGAUGCUUGAGGCCACAUGACGGCAUUAAUAGUAAAGAAAACACUCUAUUGCUUAUUUCUGUUUUCCGACAACUCUGUAAAAAACAUUAGCUGACUCGACUUACAAAAAUCAAUAGUAAUUCUGUUAAAGGAGCACUCUUUAACAGGCAUAUUUUACAACUCCCCCAGAUUUAAUCAGUUGAGUUUUAUAAUUUUAAAGCCAACCCAGCCAAUCUCUUUAUCACUUUUAGCUUAGUAUAAAUCAUUGAAUUAGAUUAGACCAUUAGCAUUUCACUCAAAAAAGGCCAAAAAGUUUCUAUAAUUUUCCUAUUUAAAGCUAGACUCUUCUGUAGUUACGUUGUAUACUAAGAAUGACCGAAAAUAAAGAGUUAUUUUCUAGGACGACAUUGUAAGGGGACUUUUAUUCUGGCGUAUUAAUCAAGGAAGUUUGCUGCCAUACCAUGGCUGCAGCAUGUGCAAUGGCUUUACACUGCGCUGGUACAUAUUUUCCUAGCUGGGGACUAUUUUCAUAUACAUUAAAUAAGAAAAUGAUUGACAUUUUUAAGUGAGAUGCUAAUGUUCUAAUCCAAUUCAAUGGCUUAUGCUAAGCUAAGCUAUAAGUUCUCCUGUAAGACCCAGAGAUCGGCUGAAUGAUUGAAAAAUGGUAGAACUCAACCAUUUAACUUUAUGGGAGUUGUAAAAUUAGCCUAUUUCCAAAAAAAAAAUUUGAGUGUUUCUUUUAAGUGAACUUAAAAGAGUGAACUUUAAAGUAAACAUUUAAGUGUGCAAUUAUAAAACAAAGUCGAUUUAAAAGUUCCAAGCUACAAUGGGUUUACUCAUUUAAUUCAAGUAGCUGAUCACUUUUUACAGUGAAUUUGGAUGUGAACUGCACUACUGUAUGAAACUGUGUGUAUGUUUGUGUGUGUGUUUGUGUUUGUGUGUGUGUGUGUGUGUGUGUGUGUGUGUGUGUGUGUGUGUGUGUGUGUGUGUGUGUAAGAGAGAGUUUAUGAAUGUGAAUGAGUGAGAUCUCAACCUAUAAAAACCAAAUCACUGUUUGACUUCAGAGAAUUUCAGCAGCCCUUAAAGCGAGAGUACACCAAAAAGAAAAACAUUUACUUGCCCUCAUGUGAGAUUUCAUUUAUUGCUGUUGAACACAACAAUAUUUAUAUUUUGAAGAACGCAGCAAAACAUUGACAUCCAUAGUAGAAAGAAACAAAUCCUAUGGAAUCUGAAACAUUCUUCAAAACAUCUUCUUUUGUGUUCCACGGAUGAAACAAACUCAAACAAGUUUGAAGAGAGAGAGAGAGAGAGAGAGAGAGAGAGAGAGAGAGAGAGAUUAUGAAUGUAAAUGAGUGAGAUCUCAAACCUAUAAAAACCAAACCACUGUUUGACAUCAGAGAACUUGAGCAGCCGUUAAAGCGACAGCAAAGCCCAAAUCAAACAUUAACUCACCCUAAAGUGAGCUUUCCUCUUUUAGCAUUGAACAUAAAAAAAUAUGUUUUGAGAAAUGUAGCAAACCAUUGACAUCCAUAAUAGGAAAAAGCUAAUCCUAUGGAAUUAAAUUCUACAUCAUUCUUCGAAACAUCUUCUUUUGUGAAACUUAGACAGGUUUGAAAAGAGAGAGUUAAUGAAUGUUAAUGAAUGUGUAUGAGUGAGAUCUCGGCCUAUAAAAACCAAAUCACUGUUUGACUUCAGAGAACUUGAGCAAUCCUUAAAGUGGCAGUACACCCAAAAACAAACAUUUACUCUCCCUCUUUUACACUGCAAAAAAAAAA